Molecule: messenger RNA, 3662 nt
Organism: Xiphophorus hellerii (green swordtail)
Lineage: Eukaryota; Metazoa; Chordata; Actinopteri; Cyprinodontiformes; Poeciliidae
Product: transforming acidic coiled-coil-containing protein 1-like
Exons: 13
Coding region: 346-1854 (502 amino acids)
Biological process (GO): cerebral cortex development; mitotic spindle organization; nuclear migration
Cellular component (GO): cytoplasm
Source: RefSeq, a predicted model, not a curated record
GAAAGGGCGGGGGGAGUGACUGCUGAUGCUCCGGCUGCAAUUUGCAGAACGUGAGUCAGUGCUGUGCAGAGAGCAGAGCCGCAAACAGAAGCAGCUGCAGCACAGACAGACACGUUUCUCUCGCACGAGCGUCAACAGGACAGAAGAGCAGGAUGGGUAGACAGAGAAACUGAGUAAAAAGAGGAAGUGAGGUCGACACAGAAAAUACGUUGGUAGAUCAAGAGCUUCUUGUAGUCAAUAGUAAAAGUGUGAUUUAAACUUUAGAAAAUCACAGAGUUGACUCAUCCAGAGAAAAGACAAGUUUACAAUUCUUAUCUCAGACGUGGGGUUGGAAGUGCUGCACAGAUGUCCUGGUUGUCUCCGGUCCAGUGGGCCAAGUGGACAUGGUCGGCAGUGACUGGAGGUGCAGGAGACAAUGGACAACAUACAGGAAGGGAUGACAAAGAAGACAAUUCGGACUCUGAAGGCGCCUUCGAGACUCCAGAAGCUGAGUCUCCAGUUGUGAAUCUACUGAGCCAACUGGACAACUCAAAUAAUACAGCUCCUACUGAUGGUUCAAACCACAUUCAGGACAGAUGCCAUGAUGUCCGCUCAGCUCCAUCCCAGCAGGUUGACUCCCUCAACAACUUGACCUGCUCCACACCUAACAGAGGCAGCUUUGGUUUGAAUCAAAACCUCAAUUUGACCCUGGGCUCCAAAGAUGGCUCUGGAGAAGAUCUAUCUCCAUCCGGCCACCUUCCCCAGACUGCAGCUCUCCGACCGCCAUCCCUUCCUGUUCUCUCACCACUUAACAAACCGGAUCCUUCAGAGGUGGACGACGAGGCUCCGGCGACUUCAGACUCUAGUCCAGACACAAUCAGUCGUGAUGAGUGCCUGGACCCCGAUUUGCUGAAUGGCAACGUGAGAUCAGACCCUGUGAGCUCAAACACUAAACUGGCCUGUGAGACCAGCAACUCAAUUAUUAAGAACUCCUGCAAACUAAAGCAAAACCAGCAGAUGCAGAAGGAUUUAAAUGGACAGGAUGACCAUCAUGAGGGCCAUGCUACAGAUGAGGAGAAACUGGCUGGGACCAAAUCAGAAAAGGAGCAAAACUACCAGGAAUGCAAUUUGACAUCCAAACCAGAUGAGUCGGGCUGCUGCUCUGUGUAUGAAGACACAUGUGAGCUGAAGACAUCAGAAGGAAGUGAGAUGCAGAAAACGGGAAGUCAGGUCCUGGAUUCCAUCUGCAUCAGUGAGGCCGAGAAACAAGCGGUUCUCACCCUCAUCAGAGAGGAGAUCAUCACUAAGGAGGCUGAAACUAAUGACUGGAAGAAAAAGUAUGAGCAGUGCAAACAAGAAGUGGAUGAGAUGAGAAAGAUUGUUGCAGAAUAUGAGAAGACAAUAGCUCAGAUGAUUGAGGACGAGCAACGCAACAGUGUGAACUUCCAGAAGGCUUUGCAUGCGGUGACAGUGGAGAAGGAUGCUGCCCUGGCAGACCUGAACUCCGUGGAGCGUUCGCUGUCGGACAUCUUUCGCCGCUAUGAAAACAUGAAAAGCACCCUGGAUGGCUUUAAAAAGAAUGAAGAAGUGCUGAAGAAGUGUGCUCAGGACUACCUGGCCAGAGUCAAGCAGGAGGAGCAGAGAUACCAGACACUGAAGCUGCAUGCAGAGGAGAAACUAGACAAGGCCAAUGAGGAGAUUGCUCAGGUGCGCACCAAGGCGAGCUCAGAAACGAUAGCGCUGACCGCGAGCUUGAGGAAGGAGCAGAUGAGGAACGAGUCUCUGGAACAAGCCCUGCUGCAGAAGAAUCAAGAAAUCGAGGAGCUCACAAAGAUCUGUGAUGAGCUGAUUGCCAAAAUGGGAAAAAUAGACUGAGGAUUUGCUUGAGGCUAAUCAGCCUGGAUCGCCCCUCCAGUCCUGCAGAAAUGCACUGUGCAUGCCUCCACCCAAGAAGCAGCUUCCAUACUGUACCCUGUGCCUGCACUGCACCUAAGAGACUGCUUAUGUACAGAUGUCUGAAAUAACCUCUUGUAAUUUGCAUUUGCACUACUUGUAACCUGAACCUUCAAGGCUCUCAGCAUAUUAAUCACAUGAGAUCACUUUGUUUGCAUUUUGCACCUUUUGUAAGGUUAUCUAGAGCUAUCAAGUGUUUUUCCAUGAUAUCAGGGAACAACAGCUCUAAUGAUAUUUCCACUAAACUCCUACCAACUUUGCCUCCAGAAUGACAUCAAGUUUAAUUCAUCCCUGGGUUUGAUUUUGAAAAUACUUUCAACUUUCUGCUUAGACAAGCUUUAGAGAACAGAUUUAAUAUGAAUGGUUAAACAGUUAAAAUAUACUUUUAUACCACUUUCAAGUUAUUUUUUGGUUUGGCCAGAUUGAGUGUGAAAGUGGCCCUCUCUACCUAAACUAACAGACUGGCAAAAGACAAUAUUUAUCAGAUAAACAGUUAUAACUCCCACAGUAACUCUGGAGGAACUGCAAAGGUCAACAGCACAGGUGGGAGAAUCUGUCAACAAGACAGUUUUUAGUCAUCCUCUCCACAAAUCUGUUCGUUUUAUAGUACUAACGCAGGAAGAAAUCAUGUCUUGUUUACAAUUAUAUGUGAAUAUAACUAUAAGUCAUGUAGAUGACACAAAAUAGUUGUAGUUCAUGAAACGGCUGCGUGGAGAUAAACUAACUCAACACUUCAUGCCUACGAGUGACCAUGAUGUUGGCAGCAUCAUGCUGUGGACAUGUCAUUUUGUGCACAUGCAGACUAUUUAUCACUUGCAAGGCUACAUAAAUAAACCUCUAUGAAUUGAGAACAUUUUCACUACCAUCCUUCUAAAACAGUCUGCAAUUUAUGGAGCUGUUCAGUCAAAUCCACAAAACCAUAACCCUUACUUUUUAUGUAACUGGGCUAUUUUUGAGUGGAGAUAUUUUACAAAUUAAUUACAGAUGCUGCUGCUUAAAUAUCAUUACAGUCUGCUUUUUACAAAACCCUGUGGAGUAACCUGAUGUCUUAGUGAGAGCUUUUGCCUGCUGUUCAUGUGUGAUUGUUGUCAGAGUACUCGUUUAUUUACACUUUUUCACAGUUUUGCCAUUUUUUCAGACAUGUUUUCUUUUAUCGCACCAACAAGCACAAUCUGUGUUCAGCACAGGGCUGUAAUGAUUAACUAUAACAUAAUUUAUGGCUGCUUAUCACAAUACAAAAUAAAUUUUACAACUAGUGCUUAUGUUGCGUGUGUGUUUGGUUCUCACUUGGUUUUCUACAUGAGAUUUUCUGUCCAGGAAAAUAUAUUGACCUGUCCUUGCAAUGCAGGAUAUGUUUAAAAUCUUCCUAUAAAUCAGCUGGUUAAAGAAAGACUAAGCAUUGCAGGAUUUUUUUAGGGCUCAAUAUGUGGUUAUUUAAAAUCUAUUAAAGUAAUAUUCAUUGUAAAUUUGUGAUGACUGUAAAAUUCACCAACAUCACAAACUCAGAUGUGUAAAUGGUUUAUAUAUAUUUGUGCCAAUCUGAUGUCAUGUUACCUCUUGUUACUAGACUGUUUUGUUUUUGCCAUAUUAUUUUGUAACUUCAGACUUUGCUUGCAUAGGAUAAAUUUGUAUCUGUAGUUCAUAAAUGACAAUCUCACAUCUGUGUUGAAUCAGUGUGAAUAAUGUGUACAUUCUCCUGAAUAAACAUCAAUAUAGUUUGUUCUACAAUA